GUACACGUCAUUGGAAAAGGAAACGAAACUGAAACGACAUGUCUGAAGUUGUUGGCCAACAUGAUAUUAAUCAAAGCUAUUGUUUCAAAUGGAAUGAUUAUGAAAACCAUUUAUCUGAUGUAGUUAGACAACUCUUGGAGGAAGAUUGUAUGGUGGAUGUUAUAUUGGCUGCUGCCGGAGAACGUAUUCAUGCUCAUCGUAUAGUUCUCUGCGCUUGUAGCACUUUGUUUCGAGAGGUUUUAAGUCAAGUGAACGAGGAUCAUCCGACAAUAAUAUUGAGUGAUAUCUCGGCGCAAGAUAUCAAAUCCAUUAUAGAAUUUAUUUAUUAUGGCGAAGUACGAGUUCCAGUCGAGAAUAUUAGUAGUUUACUGGACGCUGCACGUUCUUUAAAAAUUUGCGGUCUUGUUGAGAUCGAUGGGCUAGACGAGAACGAUUCGGUUGUGAGUGCAAAAGAUUUCAACGAUAAUAACGAAGAGCCGAUGACUGUAAUUGGCGAGACAGAGGAAAAUGUCAUUAAUGCAUUGCAGCAUGGCUAUGAAGAUUUAGAGGAUCAACAGGAACAGAAACUUUCUGAGAAUUCCUCUUUGAAUAAAAGAAAGAAACGCAGGCGUGAUACAACAAAACGAGAUUAUAGCGAUGAUAUGUUAGCGUCGGCAAUCGACGAUUUAAAGUCAGGGCAAACGUUAAUAGAAGCUUCGACUAAACACAAUAUACCACGUUCUACAUUGUAUAUGCGUGCUAAAUCAUUAGGAAUACAUUUAAAUGCAUCUAGAAAUGAAUAUCCAGCAGAGUGUAUGAAAGCUGCUAUAAAUGCUGUACUAGGAGGUUCAAGUUUGCAACACGCGUCAGAAAUGUUUAGUAUACCAAAAACUGUAUUAUGGAGAAGAAUUCAAAAAGAGGGUUACCACAUACUGCGCUCGGAAAUGAAACGGUCUUACGGUUCUGACAAACGGGAGGCUGCGGUCAAAGCUUUAGAAAGAGGAGAGAAUUUAACGAAAGUUGCACUUGAAUUCAAAAUUCCAAAGACCACUUUAUUUAGGGAUAAAGCUCGGUUAGUCGACGAGGGAAAACUGCCAUUAUCAUUUUGGAAGAAACGCAAAACGGAAAAUGAAGAGUUAAAAAAAUCACGGUUGGAGGAGGCUGUCGCCGCUUGUAAAGGCGGGAAAAUGUCGCAAGCGGCAGCAUCGAUGACUUACCGUAUUCCUAAAACAACAAUAUGGAGACGCCUUCAACAAGACGGCAAAAAGUCAGAACGUUUAACGAAUUCGAGAAAGCAACGAAUAACGGAUUCUAAACACAACAUAGAUGUUAAAGCCCAAGAAGGAUCCGAUUUCACGUAUUGCGAGGUUUCGUCAGAAAUUCCUAUAACUUACAUAGACGAAAAUAGUAUACCUGAAGAUUCUGUGAUAAUAUUAACGGCAGAAGAUAUGGAUGGAUUGAACUUGGAAGAAGGACGACAAAUAAUUGUUAACUCAGAAUCAGUAGAAGAAUAUGUUCCUUGUACAAUAAGCAUCGAAGAAAAUUCGAAUUAUUCGCAAACCGAAAGUUAGCACAUUAGUUCUAAUUGUAUAUCUAAAAGUCAUUAAUAUUCUUUUUGUACAUACAACAACACUAUACUAAUAUUGAAUGUCAGUAACAAUUGUUAAUAAAAGGAGUGAAGCAGAUCAGUGUCCAUGACUAAACAUGAUCGAGUCUCGCCAGAGGAGAGCAUACUAUUAAUUUUAGAUCCGAUUAGGCGGUUUUGAGACUAUAUACGGGCCACUAUGAUUAUACCUUUUGUUUUUUAGUUAUUUUGAUACAUAGGCGUUAUUUAUAACAAAUUUUUUAAAUGUUUUAUAUAAACCUUAAGAAGAAUUAAGUU
Molecule: messenger RNA, 1861 nt
Organism: Colletes gigas
Lineage: Eukaryota; Metazoa; Arthropoda; Insecta; Hymenoptera; Colletidae
Exons: 6
Coding region: 39-1550 (503 amino acids)
Biological process (GO): regulation of transcription by RNA polymerase II
Cellular component (GO): nucleus
Molecular function (GO): protein binding; DNA binding
Source: RefSeq, a predicted model, not a curated record